Diceros bicornis minor is the source of this 1001-nucleotide messenger RNA. RefSeq names its product homeobox A9 (gene HOXA9). Gene Ontology annotation, cellular component: nucleus. Lineage: Eukaryota; Metazoa; Chordata; Mammalia; Perissodactyla; Rhinocerotidae. Gene Ontology annotation, biological process: embryonic skeletal system morphogenesis; regulation of transcription by RNA polymerase II; DNA-templated transcription. The transcript is spliced from 2 exons. Bases 1 to 819 code for a protein of 272 amino acids. Gene Ontology annotation, molecular function: RNA polymerase II cis-regulatory region sequence-specific DNA binding; DNA-binding transcription factor activity, RNA polymerase II-specific. The record is from RefSeq and is a predicted model, not a curated record.
AUGGCCACCACCGGGGCCCUGGGCAACUACUACGUGGACUCGUUCUUGCUGGGCGCCGACACCGCGGACGAGCUGGGCGCGGGCCGCUAUGCGCCGGGGGCCCUGGGUCAGCCCCCGCGGCAGGCUGCGGCGCUGGCCGAGCACCCCGACUUCAGCCCGUGCAGCUUCCAGUCCAAGGCGGCGGUGUUCGGCGCCUCGUGGAACCCGGUGCACGCGGCGGGCGCCAACGCGGUGCCCGCGGCGGUGUAUCAUCACCAUCACCACCACCCCUACGUGCACCCCCAGGCGCCGGUGGCUGCGGCGGCGCCGGACGGCAGGUACAUGCGCUCCUGGCUGGAGCCCACGCCCGGUGCGCUCUCCUUCGCGGGCUUGCCCUCCAGCCGGCCUUACGGCAUUAAACCUGAACCGCUGUCGGCCAGAAGGGGUGACUGUCCCACGCUUGACACUCACACUCUGUCCCUGACUGACUAUGCUUGUGGUUCUCCUCCAGUUGAUAGAGAAAAACAGCCCAGCGAAGGUGCCUUCUCCGAAAACAAUGCUGAGAAUGAGAGCAGCGGAGACAAGCCCCCCAUCGAUCCCAACAACCCGGCUGCCAACUGGCUCCACGCGCGCUCCACGCGGAAGAAGCGCUGCCCUUACACCAAACACCAAACGCUGGAACUGGAGAAAGAGUUUCUGUUCAACAUGUACCUCACCAGGGACCGCAGGUACGAGGUGGCCCGACUGCUCAACCUCACCGAGAGGCAGGUCAAGAUCUGGUUUCAGAACCGCAGGAUGAAAAUGAAGAAAAUCAACAAGGAUCGAGCGAAAGACGAGUGACGAGACUCGACUUCGUUUAGAACACAGCCAGAGAGCUAGAGAGAAAGAGAACGGACUGCCUGUCCCCUUCUCCCACCCCCAUUCCACCCCAGCCUCCACCACCCCGCACAAAGGGGGUUCCAGGCCUCAUCUCCCCCUGGCAGACCCUGCUCAGGCUGGCUCCUUGGCCUGCCGUUUUGAUG